AUGGAUCAGACCCGUUGGUGGAUCAGACCCCAUGGUGGAUCAGACCCGAUGAUGGAUCAGACCCGUUGGUGGAUCAGACCCGAUGGUGCAUCAGACCCGAUGAUGGAUCAUACCCGUUGGUGGAUCAGACCCGAUGGUGGAUUAGACCCCAUGAUGGAUCAGACCCAUUGGUGGAUCAGACUCAAUGGUGGAUCAGACCCGUUGGUGGAUCAGACCCGAUGGUGGAUUAGACCCCAUGAUGGAUCAGACCCGUUGGUGGAUCAGACCCGAUGGUGGAUCAGACCCGAUGGUGGAUCAGACCCCAUGAUGGAUCAGACACGUUGGUGGAUCAGACAGUGCAGG
Molecule: messenger RNA, 342 nt
Organism: Pelobates cultripes (western spadefoot toad)
Lineage: Eukaryota; Metazoa; Chordata; Amphibia; Anura; Pelobatidae
Source: the annotation of a GenBank genome assembly